Messenger RNA from Manihot esculenta (cassava), 1853 nucleotides. Its product is annotated as elongation factor 1-alpha-like. NCBI's taxonomy places the organism in Eukaryota, Viridiplantae, Streptophyta, Magnoliopsida, Malpighiales, Euphorbiaceae. Gene Ontology annotation, molecular function: translation elongation factor activity; GTPase activity; GTP binding. The transcript is spliced from 3 exons. The coding region runs from base 172 to 1521 and encodes 449 amino acids. The record is from RefSeq and is a predicted model, not a curated record. Gene Ontology annotation, biological process: translation; translational elongation.
CAAAAUCGUAAAUAACUAGACAUAGUCAUCUCAGAGGAACCCUAACCCAUACCUCACUAUAAAUAAUUACAUUGCUACUCAUCCUUCGCUCUAUACUGCUUCUUUCCCGGCCCCUUAUCUCUCUGUUUUCCUGUUUUGAGAUAUCUUUCAUAUCAAUCUUAGACCUCUAUAAUGGGUAAGGAGAAGGUUCACAUCAACAUUGUGGUCAUUGGCCAUGUCGACUCUGGAAAGUCCACCACCACUGGCCAUCUUAUUUACAAGCUUGGAGGUAUUGACAAGCGUGUGAUUGAGAGGUUCGAGAAGGAAGCUGCUGAGAUGAACAAGAGGUCAUUCAAGUAUGCCUGGGUGCUUGACAAGCUCAAGGCUGAGCGUGAACGUGGUAUCACCAUUGAUAUUGCCUUGUGGAAGUUUGAGACCACCAAGUACUACUGCACUGUCAUUGAUGCACCUGGCCAUCGUGACUUUAUUAAGAACAUGAUUACUGGUACCUCCCAGGCUGACUGCGCUGUUCUUAUCAUUGACUCAACCACUGGUGGUUUUGAAGCUGGUAUUUCCAAGGAUGGUCAAACCCGUGAGCAUGCUCUCCUUGCUUUCACCCUUGGUGUCAAACAAAUGAUUUGCUGCUGCAACAAGAUGGAUGCUACUACCCCUAAGUACUCCAAGGCCAGGUACGACGAAAUUGUCAAGGAGGUCUCCUCAUAUCUCAAGAAGGUUGGCUACAACCCUGACAAGAUUCCUUUUGUGCCCAUCUCUGGGUUCGAGGGUGAUAACAUGAUUGAGAGGUCCACCAACCUUGACUGGUACAAGGGCCCAACUCUUCUUGAAGCUUUGGACCAGAUUCAGGAGCCCAAGAGGCCCUCAGACAAGCCUCUCCGACUCCCACUUCAGGACGUCUACAAGAUUGGUGGCAUUGGAACUGUCCCAGUGGGUCGUGUUGAGACUGGCGUCCUGAAGCCUGGUAUGGUUGUGACUUUUGGACCCACUGGACUGACAACUGAAGUCAAGUCUGUAGAGAUGCAUCAUGAGGCUCUCCAGGAAGCCCUCCCUGGUGAUAAUGUUGGGUUCAAUGUGAAGAACGUUGCUGUGAAGGAUCUCAAGAGAGGAUUCGUGGCAUCAAAUUCUAAGGAUGAUCCUGCCAAGGAGGCUGCCAACUUCACAUCACAGGUCAUCAUCAUGAACCAUCCUGGUCAGAUUGGAAAUGGUUAUGCUCCAGUGCUAGAUUGCCACACCUCUCACAUUGCUGUCAAGUUUGCUGAGAUCUUGACCAAGAUUGAUCGCCGAUCUGGCAAGGAGCUUGAGAAGGAACCAAAGUUUUUGAAAAAUGGUGAUGCUGGUUUCGUGAAGAUGAUUCCAACAAAGCCCAUGGUUGUGGAGACUUUCUCCCAGUAUCCUCCACUGGGGCGUUUUGCUGUGAGGGACAUGCGCCAGACUGUUGCUGUUGGUGUGAUCAAGAGUGUCGAUAAGAAGGACCCAAGUGGAGCCAAGGUCACCAAGUCUGCUGCCAAGAAGGGAGGGAAGUGAAUCAUGCGGUGCAAAAGUAUUAAUUAUUUGGAGAAAAUUGUAUGUUGCCAUACGAGUCUUUUGAGUUGUUAUAAUUGUAUUGUUGUUUUGACUUUUACCCAGAAUUGGGUGCUGGACCGUCGGUGGCAUCACAUUUAAUAUUUUCUGACGGUUGGUUUGUUGCACGAUUUUGAUGUGGUGUUUAACAUGGAGGUCGGAGACAUUUUCCUUUCAUGCUUCCUAGUUUUAGCUCCAUCGUUUCAUUCUGGCUUGUUAGAGUGUUCGAGACAAUUAUCUUUUUGUGAUCUUGUGCAACAUUUUGAAAUAUAUACUUCUCUUACCAGGUUACUACA